Messenger RNA from Pezoporus occidentalis (night parrot), 2419 nucleotides. RefSeq names its product protein spinster homolog 3-like. The transcript has 11 exons. NCBI's taxonomy places the organism in Eukaryota, Metazoa, Chordata, Aves, Psittaciformes, Psittacidae. Gene Ontology annotation, molecular function: transmembrane transporter activity. The coding region runs from base 919 to 2262 and encodes 447 amino acids. The record is from RefSeq and is a predicted model, not a curated record. Gene Ontology annotation, cellular component: membrane. Gene Ontology annotation, biological process: transmembrane transport.
UCUGCUGUUUUGUUUUUAGGAUUAUAGUGUAGACAUGGAAGCUAGGGGAGGUGGUAGAUCUGCACCCUUGCCAUGAUGUAGGGAUGAAAAUGACUGUUUUGUCUCACAGCAUUCAUGCAUCCACUAGUGCCAGACCCAUGGAUCUUCCAUCAGUUUGUUGCUUGUGUGACUCUCUUCUGAGAGACGUCUGGCUUUGGACAUCUCUUCCAACCUUUUUCCACAGCUAUUGAAUGAUUAGAAAUCAAGAUGGAAUUUCUGUCAGCCUUUUAUCACCAAUAGAAAUGACUGCUCUUAGUGAUGUUUCUCUGUCAUUGUCACCACUAAAUGUUACUGUGUAAAUCCAGUUAUCUAUAUCUCAUCUGAUCUCUGCAAAAUUGUCAGGGAAAAACGAACAGAAUUACGCAACUGGGACCACAGUGUGAAUUCCAGUAGUAUUUCCCUGGCUAUGGGCUGAUUCGGCCACUCUUGGCUAAUGAAGGCUGUAGCCAUUUGAAUCCUGAAAAAUCCAACAAGCACCAAUUUGAAUACUGUAUAUACUGAAAAUAUUAACAGGUAUUCUUAACAGAAGGAUUUUCAAUUCAUCUUAACAUUUGAAGGUCAAUAAUAAUGCUUUAGGAUUAGCUGUAUGACGAUAGCUGGCUGCAAAACUUUGCUACUGUUUUGUUCCUCUUGUGUCCAUUAAGCUUUGAACUGGAAGUUGUUUCUGUGCUUAUGUACUCAUGGUACAAAAGGAACAGAACAGUUGUAAUUGAAACAGUGGCUAAACUGACUCUUGUAAGACCUCCGUAGUGGAAGAUCAUGACUUUUAUCUCUAGUGGUAAGGAUUUGUAACUCUCUGUGUAUCUGUGCUCAUGGUUUACAUCUAUGUGCAGCAGCUCUUGCAAGCCCUGUUCUUGAAAUAGAGCUUUGAGUUGGCAAAUGAAGGGAAUUACAAGGAAUGAGCAGGAUCAUUCAGUCUUUGACUCUGUUGCAGGGAUCCUGUUAGACAUACAGAAAUACUUCAAGCUCAGUGAUGGGGAUACAGGUCUGCUGCAAACAGUCUUCAUCCUGUGUUACAUGCUGGCUGCCCCUGUCUUUGGGUACCUUGGUGACCGGUACAAUAGGAAAAUCAUCCUCGGAGCUGGUAUUUUCUUCUGGUCUGGUGUCACAUUAAGCAGUUCAUUCAUCAGUGAAUUGUAUUACUGGAUAUUCUUUCUUUCACGAGGACUAGUUGGCAUUGGCACGGCCAGUUAUUCCACAAUAGCACCUACCAUCAUUGCAGACCUGUUUGAGGAAGGAAAAAGGACCACAAUGCUGUCUAUCUUCUACCUCUUCAUUCCAGUGGGAAGUGGCCUUGGCUAUGUCCUAGCAGCUGGCAUGGCAAGUCUCACUGGUGACUGGCACUGGGCCUUCAGGAUAACUCCUUGCAUGGGAGGUCUAGCGCUUGUUCUUCUGAUUCUGCUGGUCCCUCACAGGACCCAGAGAAGGACAGCAGCACACAGAGCACUGAGCAUCUCUGGCACAAUACGAGUAGCAGCUGAGGAGCCAGGAGUACGCAGAACUGCCAAGACUACUUGGUGUCAGGAUGUCGUCUCACUUGCCAAGAACUGGAGUUUUGUCUGGUCCUCACUGGGUCUGACUGCCAUGGCCUUUGUUACUGGAGCACUGGGAAUGUGGGUACCGCUGUUUCUUUACAGGGCUCAGCUUGUCCAGGGCACUGUGUCACCGUGCCUCCAAGAGACAUGCAAUUCAUCUAACAGCCUGAUAUUUGGAGGCAUCACCAUUGGGACAGGAAUGUUUGGUGUCAUUGCUGGGGCAGAAGCAGCAAGAAGACUGAGGAAGAUAAACAAUAAAGCUGAUCCUCUGAUCUGUGCCACAAGCAUGUUCAUUUCUGCUCUGUGUCUCCACGUAGCUCUGAUGGCGGCCAAGACGAGCAUCCUCUCCACUUUUAUCUUUAUUGCAUUUGGAGAGCUGUUUUUGUCUGUAAACUGGGCUGUUGUGACAGACAUACUGUUGUAUGUUGUGACACCCAGACGGCAGUCUACAGCUAUUGCCCUGCAGAUUUUGGUGAGCCAUUUGCUGGGAGAUGCAGGCAGCCCAUAUCUCAUUGGCAUUAUCUCCAACGCAAUCCAGGCCAAGAAUGAUUGCUCAUCCCUGUGGAGUUUCCGGAGCAUGCAGUACAGCUUCAUUGUCUGCGCUUUUGUGGGUGUCUUUGGAGGGGCCUUUUUCCUCCUAACAUCUUUAUACAUUGAAGAAGACCGUAAAGAAGCAGAGCAGCUUUGAGGUACCAGGAAUGGACGCUGUCUUUGAAAUGAAGAUGACCUCUGGGACAAGAUUUGUAAAGAAGAAUAGAAUGUCCUCCCCUUUCUCUUUCCUUUUUGCUUAAUGAGACGCAGCUAGAGGAAAAAUCCAAGUAGCAAUUGCUCCAUAUGGCAGAAAA